Molecule: messenger RNA, 1431 nt
Organism: Lipotes vexillifer (Yangtze River dolphin)
Lineage: Eukaryota; Metazoa; Chordata; Mammalia; Artiodactyla; Lipotidae
Gene: ZMAT1
Product: zinc finger matrin-type 1
Exons: 2
Coding region: 25-1431 (468 amino acids)
Source: RefSeq, a predicted model, not a curated record
CUCUCUGUUUUUUCAGUAUUUAGUAUGAAAACCUAUGUUUGUCAUAUUUGUAAUAUCACCUUUACAUCUUUAGAAAUGUUCCGGUCCCAUAUGCAAGGAAGUGAACAUCAAAUUAAAGAAUCCAUUGUUACCAAUCUAGUGAAGAAUCCAAAGAAGCCACCAGACUCUUACCAAGAUGAAAGUACAGAUUACAUCAAAGUACAGAAAACCAGAGGACCAGAACCAAAGACUUAUUUCAGAAAGAUGGAAGAGACUUCUUUGGAAGCCUGCAGGUACAGAGGAGCAGUUGAUUCCAGAUCCAAAUAUAGAAUGUUUGAACAAAUACUCCCAUGUGAGACUUUCCGGACAUACCCAAGAUCAUACAAUAUUUCACAAACAGUGGAAAACCAGUUACCUCAUUGCUUACCAGCUCACUCAAAGAACACAUAUGACUCUUUCCAAGAUGAACUGGAAGAUUAUAUCAAAGUGCAGAAAGCCAGAGGACUAGAUCCAAAGACUUGUUUCAGAAAGAUAAGCAAGAGCUCUGUGGAAACCCAUGGGUACAGAGGAGUUGAUUCUGGACCCAGACCAAGAAUGUGUGAGCAAAGAUUUUCAUUUGAGACUUCUCAGAACUCCCAGCAACCAUACGGUACUUCACCAGUGGGAAGCCAAUUACAUCACUUGUCACCAGCUCAUUCAAAGAGGUCAUAUGACUCUUUCCAAGAUGAACUUGAGGAUUAUAUCAAAGUGCAGAAAGCCAGAGGACUAGAGCCAAAGACUUGUUUCAGAAAUAGAAGUGAGAGCUCUGUGGAAACCCAUAAAUACAGAGAAAUGGUUGAUUCCAGACCCAGACAUAGAAUGUUUGAGCAGAGACUCCCAUUUGAGACUUUCCAGAAUUACCCAGUAUCAUAUGGUAUUUCACAGGCAGCAGAAAACCAGUUACCUCAUUGCUUACCAACUCAUGACAACAAACAGAGAUUAGACUCUAGGACCUACUGUCAACCCACCAGAGACUAUUUGCCAGAAAAACCAGUACCCCUGAGCCUUAGUCAACAGGAAAAUAAUUCUGGCCCAUACAGUGUAGAAUCUGAAGUUUACAAGUACCUCUCCUCAGAAAACAAUACCAGUGACCAUGAAGCAAGUCAUACACGGAAACAUCAGAAGAGAAGGCACCUGGAGGAAGGUGAAGAAAAGCCAGAGAAGGAGCAGUCGAAGCAUAAAAGGAAAAAGAGUUAUGGGGAUACAGAUCUAGACAAGGACAAGAGCAUCCAGAAAAGGAAAAGAGAGGGAGAUAAAGUCAGUUCAGGAAAGCUUAAGCAUCGAAAAAAGAAAAAAAGCCAUGGUGUUCCCUCUGAGAAGGAAGAACAUAAGCACAAGAAAGAGAAAAAGAAAUCUGUUGAAGAAAAGACGGAAGAGGAAAUGCUUUGGGAUGAGUCUAUUCUUGGAUUUUGA